Xyrichtys novacula (pearly razorfish) is the source of this 13371-nucleotide messenger RNA. Lineage: Eukaryota; Metazoa; Chordata; Actinopteri; Labriformes; Labridae. The record is from the annotation of a GenBank genome assembly.
ACACACGUCCUGACGUCAAACGUCUGCGCCGCUCUUUACCACGUGGGGACGUUUUUGCAGAGGUAGCAAAACAUCCGCAGUGACACUUCCCUGGCUGUCAGUGAGCGUGGAUAAAACUUUUUCUUUGUUUCUUAAUUAAAGGCAAAAUACUCUCAACAAAGAAGCGCGAAGGGUUAGCUACCAGCGUCACUUCUUCCAGACCAUGCCCCACGACCCCGACCCUCCUCCGGCUAAAAGGUUCAAGCCGGGGUCUGUUUUCUUCCGUCUCGAUAAGAAUAAGCCUGGAAUGCUGCUGCCUAGAAAGGGGAAUGCAACCACUCCGAUAGAAGUCCAGAGGAAACAGCUUCCUAUUUACCAGGCCAAACCUCAGCUACUGAAUCAACUGAGACAGCUGAACAACGCCAUCCUCAUUGGUAAGACAGACUCAGCACGAGCUAAAGGUGGCUAACACUGCUGAACCCUGAGCUCUCUAAGGGGAAGACACUGAGUAAACACAAGUAUGCUGGUAGCUCUGGAACAGUAAACUGCUCAGAUUUGGGUGGUGCAUGUAAACGGAUCUCUUGCCCUCUGCAAACCUCAAAUGACAUUAAAACUUGAGUUUAAUGGUAUCUAGAAAAAGUACAGAAGCUUCCACAUCUGUUCAUUUUUUAUCUUGUUCCACAGGCAGGACCACUUUCGUCAAAGAGUUUUAGUUAUUUACAUAGUUCUGUUUGAUGGUGCAGCUGUGGUGUGAGAUAGCUGAGGCAAUUCAGGAAGGGCUUGACCUGAUGGCCUGCCUGAACUAGCACUGUGCUAGUUUUGUUAAUCCUUUAAUAUAAAUAUUAUAUUUUCUUUUUAGUACUCUCUCUGUUUCAAACUUAACAUGGACCGUCUUAUUCAAACUUUGUCUCUAGAGAGGCACCGAUCCAUUUUUUUCCCAAUCCAAUCGGAUACCCAUACCUGGGCUGAGCAUAUCAGCAGUUACCCGAUACCGAUCCAAUACUACUGUUGAAUGAAUGAAUCAACUGUAUACCUUGCCCUGUGGGUGAAGGCAUCAGGCUUGACAAUAGCCUCGUUAAGAAAAAGGUAACAAAUCAACACAGAUAUAAAUUUAUUUAAUAUAAUUUAUUAACAAAUAACAAAUUGCACAUUAGCACACAGCAAAAAGAAGUAAGACUUCCAUGUAUUAAAAAAAUAGUUAAAACAACAACAACAAAAAUACUGGACCAGAACGCUGAAUCUGCAUCAUUCAUCAGAUAUCCAAUCCAGUUAAUUUGUCAAAAUCUGAGCCGAUAUCCAAUCCAAAUAUCGGAUUGGUGCAUCCCUAUUUGUCUCACACUCAAGUCCAGACCUGACAGGUGAAAUUAUUGGGGUUUGGGUCAGGACCUGACCUCUCAUCGAACUUCAGGGUCAUUUUUUAGACUUAUUUUCACUUACGGACAGUAUUAGUUGUAUAUUCUUAAUAAUGACUUUGUUUUUAAACUACUGUCAACCCCUUGGGAGAGUCAUCUGCAUUGUUGUCACUUUCUGUCUUGUUUAAUGGAGUUGACAGAUUUUUUUUUCAGGACUUAUUCAAAUUGUUGAUGCGACAAAUAAGUGACUACUGUAUCCAUUGGCAGUAAAAAAGGAAAAACGUUGGCAAAAUUCAGAAUUUAAAACAUUACAAACUCCAGCAUAAAGAUUUGCCUGAAUACCUUUGAAAAGGUUUGAAAUCAUGUGUCACCAAUCAAAAUUGAAACGCUCAACAUCAUAUACAGGAGUGAACAGACAUUAGACGGGACUAAGUGAUGCAAGAAAUCAAACCAGUUAAAGGGGCAGCAGCAACGAAGUAGCACAUUUUUCAAAUUAUAGGUUUUGGAAAUGAGUAAAGUAAUGUAACCUAAUCAAGAGGGUAAUUGUGUUACUUAUGGACCACAUUUAUCUAACCUGAUUGUCUGUCUCACUCUCUCUUUCAUCAGGGGAGACCGGCUCUGGGAAGACCACUCAGAUCCCUCAGUAUUUGUAUGAGGCUGGCAUCGGCAGAUCAGGCAUUGUCGCCAUCACUCAGCCUCGUCGAGUCGCUGCCAUUUCUCUGGCUGGAAGAGUGGCGGAGGAGAAGAGGACUCAGCUGGGCAAGCUGGUAUGAACCACUGACAGGCAUAAAUAAUCUGUUUUUACUUAAGGGUUCAAUUCAUCCUAAAAUGUUGUCAUAAAAACAAAGUACUGAUUUUACCAAAGGUUUUACCAGCUUGUGCAGUUUUACCUUUCUUACUGCAUUGCUAUCAUCAAAAGACUCUUACACUGCUGUUAAUAUACAAAUAUCUUUUGUAUUGCAUCAAUUUGAUUUGACAAGCUAGUGUACAUAACAGGUAAUUCAGAGAAGAGAUAUAACAUUUGGGCAAUGAAGUCAUCUAUGGCACAAACCCUGAUGUGUUUUUGGGGUUAAUUUUGAAGGAAAAUGUUGAUAAAGCACUGUCUCUGGGAAAGAUAAGGGUUAUGUAGUUGAGACACAAGUUCCUGUAACAUUUUAGGGACUGAGAAGGGGGGGAGGGGGACAUGGCAAUAAUGCAAGCAACUACUUUAACAUAACAAAUGUCUUAGCCGAAUUAAAAAGAAGAGACCAAGAAUUUAAAGGGAGUGAUACAAAACACAUCAGAUUUUUAUUUCAAGUGUUGGUAUCGACCCGAUUCUCAUGAUAAGUGCAAAUAAACCUUUUCCCCCGCGGGUCUGGCCUCUUUGAAACUAACAUCAUGGUAUCAGCUCAGUCCUUGAUCAGUGCUCAGCUGUUUGUAAUAAUUCAACAAACCUCUCUCCAGGUUGGUUACACGGUACGUUUUGAAGAUGUCACUUCUCCUGAGACAAAGCUGAAGUUCAUGACAGAUGGCAUGCUCUUACGUGAGGCCAUCGGAGACCCCUUACUGCUUCGCUACACCGUGGUCGUCCUGGACGAGGCUCAUGAGCGCACAGUGCACACUGAUGUCCUAUUUGGGGUGGUGAAGACGGCCCAGCGCCGACGCAGGGAGCUUAGUAAGAUCCCACUCAAGGUAAGGGGGCAGUUAGAGAGAUAGUUACCUUCUCUUGAAACACCCGUCUAGUAUUUCUCUGCAGGGGCUGUGCUCACUGUCAUCUGCUUUGAACCUUCGCAGGUGAUAGUGAUGUCAGCCACCAUGGAUGUGGAUCUGUUCUCUGAAUACUUUAACAAGUCACCUGUACUCUACCUGGAGGGUCGACAGCAUCCCAUUCAGAUCUACUACACCAAGCAGCCACAGUCAGAUUACCUGCAAGCAGCACUCGUCUCUGUCUUCCAGAUCCAUCAGGUACUUUUUCAUCCUUGUCCUCAAUAUUGGAGUAUUCAUUCAGGUUCUAGGAUACUGUCGUUUUUUUACCGAAUAUCCUUCCAAGUCAGAUGAAGGGAAGUCAAGUAAAACUAAUUUCUGUAACCUAUUUAAAACAUCCUUCAAAGUCAAACUGUUAACAGUUCAAGAGAAAAGAUAAGAAAGCUAGAACAUAUUUUAAUAAAGAGAUUAAACCUUCAGAUAAAACAUUACUGGCCUCUUAAAUAAGCUAGUUUCAGUUUUAUAUUAAAGUUUAAAUUUGUGUUUUGCACAGUCCACCUGCUCUGUGUAUUCUCAACAAUUAAUCUGGGCAUCAGCAACUCCCCUUGGGACUAAGACCCUAAGACAGGGUUACCGACUAAAAGCCUGUUUUAGUUCUGUUUCUUACGGCCCAGCAAGAGGUUUGAUCAGCACAAGGAUCAGCACUCUAUUAAAGCACAACUUCCACUUGCUUUGUCCCUGCCGUCUCUCUCUGUAACCAUAGACUAUAUAGAAUGGACAGAGUCUGCCUCCUUGCUGAGUGAAGCCACUCCGAGAACAGCACCCUGUAUAGGGUGCUGUAUAGGUCAUAAAUCCCGCCUCCGCCAGCAAAGCUUAUGGAGCUGUGGACAAACUUUAGAAAUUUAUUACACAGAACAUACAUUUUUCUCCCUCCUGAUUGUGAUGUUGACAUGUAGUUAUUGUAAGACUGUUUUUUUUCUGUGAAGCUCUGUUUUUAAAAGUUAUUAGGGGGUUCGUGUUUUCUAUGAUUGACACCUGAUACAGCCUAUGGGCGUUCAGGGAUUGCGUAGCUCACCCAUAGUUGUCCAUAGUAUAUACUGUCUAUGUCUGUAACAGAUCCCAGGUAACCUCUGUUUGAGUUCUCAGCACAAAACUGAUCACAGGUAAAAAUAAAUAAAUAAAAAAAUAAAAUUAGCAGUUUGAGAAAGUCUCUCUACUGAAAACAAGUUAUUCAGUUGCCUACAUUCUGGCCCCGGAUGCUGUGUGUAGUGCAACUUCCUGUUAUCUGGUCCAAAUGAGGACCCUUAGAUUUGAAUCACCUUUGUUUCUGCGAGUACCUGGAACCGUGUGCAGCUGCAUCAAACCUAAACUGUGAAACCAGAAUAGUUCAGGAUGAAUAUGUGGACCUUCAUACCUCUACUAGACAGCAGAAUUGAGAGGAAAUACGCAGGAACAGAAUUAUACAUUGAAUUAUUUAAAAAUUAAUGAGAGACAUCACAAAUAAAUCUCACAUUGGGCUGUUUUAAAAGCAAUUGAGGUGAUAGAGUUUUUCAGUGUUUGUCCUACACCCAGGUGGAGUCCCCAUAAACGGCUUCUAGUUUGUGUCAGUAAGUAGAGACUGAGCCUUUUUAAGACUCCUGAUAAAAGAUUAAUAUUUAAAGAUGUAAUAAAACAGCCAGAAGAAAUUUGAGGGUUUUUUUAUAUUUCUUGUCUGGAAGCACAUUGUGAAUGCUCAGCAGAGAUAAUGAUGCUUAAUCUAGUCGCAUAUAUACUUUGCCAUAUCUUCUACAAUCAUAGUCAGCUAUAUAUGGUGGCUGUUCAUGCAGAUAUGCUCAUCAUAGAGGAGCACAAUCUUGAUCUUUGUGAGAUGUACACACUCUCCUUAUUCCCAUCUAGUUGACUGCAAAGGACCAUGACACAUACAUUUGUUCUUAUGCAAUCAUUCAUAUAUUAAUCAAAGCUAAACAAAAAGACACAGACUCUCUUUCCCGUAGAGCUAUAGGAAACACAAACCUGUGAGUCAGUAUUUUCUGGGUGCGUGUUCAUGCUCUGCGAUGAUCACUCCUGACGCGAUAACAGAACACGGUCUUGUUGUUUGUGCACAGGAGGCACCUCCGUCCCAUGAUAUCUUAGUGUUCAUGACGGGUCAGGAGGAGAUCGAGGCUCUGGCCAGGACGUGUCGAGACAUCGCCAAGCACCUCCCUGACGGCUGCAGUCCCAUGGUGGUUAUACCUCUGUACGCAUCACUGCCCCCGCUGCAGCAGCUCCGGGUCUUCCAGCCAGCUCCAAAGGUACACACAAACUAAAGUGAGAAGUGAACAGAGGUUUGUUUGUAAGGAAAAUAGCCACAAACGUGAGAUUCCUGUUAUUUCAUACUGUAUACGUCACACAAGCUCACAUGUACUUCAACUUUUUACAGGGGUGUAGGAAGGUCAUCCUCUCAACCAACAUUGCUGAGACCUCAGUCACAAUCUCUGGGAUUAAAUACGUCAUAGACACAGGGAUGGUGAAGGCCAAACGUUUCAACCCUGGUGAGGAAAUUCUAGAAUCAGCGAAGUCUGCCAUUAUACUAACAAUGCUGUAGUCAUGUCUGCGGUUCUCAACCUUUUUCAACAUUUAACACCUCUAAAUGUUCUUUCUAGCCAGUUAACCCCUGACCCAGUGCUAAUAUUUUGGGAGAGAUUACCUAAAUCACUGAUCAGGCAUUGUGAUCAAAUAUGGAUUAAAGGAAAUGUAAAAACAGUUGUCAUCAUACUUGGACAGCCGUGUUGGAGACCCUGUAUAAUAUUAAUUGUGGUUUAUUUACCUUACAUUGACAUUUUUAGUCAGCUUACUAUAGAGAUGAUUUGUUUUGAAAUCAAGACUGAAAAAAACAGUUUCCUUCAAAAAAACUUCAACCCCCCCUUCAGAUAACCGAAGUACUUGAGGAGUUUGAGAAAUGGUUUCAAAAUGAUAACUGACUAUCUGAGGAUUUCUGAUUUUAUAACUGUGAAGGAUCAGAAUUUUUGUACCACUAUGAAUAUUAAAGAGUAUCGUCUACUACUAACAGUAGCUUGUAAAAAUGUAUAAAUUACAGCUUUUUUCUAAAGAAUUCAGCUUUUAAAAUUUAUACAAUGAACCAGCUAUAACUCUACUAAUGAGUUAAUUAACUGACUAUGCCCUAGUUUUGACAUGUUUGAGGUUCCCGUCUACUUCCCUCUACUUGACUGUAACAAAUCCCUUUUAAUUAAAUCGUUAAUGUCAUUACAGCAAAAAUACGCUUUGUGGAAAAACAGGCUGUUGUGGUCUUUGUUCUGUUAUUUUGCUCUCUUUGUAUUAAACGCUCCUCAUACUCCUCUCAGACAGCGGGCUGGAGGUUCUGGCCGUGCAGCGGGUCUCUAAAGCUCAGGCGUGGCAGCGAGCGGGUCGAGCCGGCAGGGAGGACUCGGGCUCCUGCUACCGUCUCUACACCGAACAAGAAUUUGACAACCUCAUCCCCAUGACUGUGCCUGAGAUCCAGAGGUAAAGAAGCUUCCUCUUUGUCCUCUUACAGAUAGUAAAGCUCAGCGUGACUGCAGUGUACAGGAAUCCUCUGCAGGUUGAUUUAUUGAGGUCAAGAUGAUUGAACGGCCUGCGCUUCUUCAUGUUUUCCUGUACUGCGUGUGUGUAUGCGUCUCUAUCUAUAGGUGUAAUUUGGCCGGGGUAAUGCUGCAGCUGAUGGCUCUGGGGAUUCCAGAUGUGAUGAAUUUCGAUUUCAUGUCCAAGCCCUCUCCAGGUAAGAGGCUGCUGAUCAUUUUACAGAGAUAUGGAUCCAGCCAGCGGGGAAACAGGGCCUGCUCAGUUAGAUGUCUUAUUACUCUUAAUCCACCUUUGCAUUUUCCUUAUUACCUUAGUUACAGGUCUGAUUUAUAAUAAUAAUAAUGUUUAGACAGUAUGAUGAGGGGUAUUUCCACUUGAUUGCAUUCUUAAAAAAUGCAGGAAGAAUGAUCAUAUCUCUUUUUACAUUUCAUUUUUUAAACAUUAUUUUUGGGCUAUUUGACAUUUAUUUUACUUGAUCACAAGUAAUUACAAGUAAUCAGUAAAUCAUCCACUUAAUUGGUAAGAGUUUGGGGUCUUCUAAUAAACAUAAUCACUAUUAUACACUAUCCUGCACUUUACCGCACUACCAACUGAUUCAGCCAGGCCUUUAACUUAGCCAGAGCUCAAACCAUUUGACCUUUCUUUGCUGCCAUCUGUCCAGCCAUUAACCACAAUUACUAGGGAGGCACAACUAAAGUUAUUUGCCGUUUGCUGUUAUCACAUGUGCUGAUGUGUUCAAACUCAUUUUAGCAAAAUAUACAAACUUUUUUUCUGUCUUUCUAAUUUUUAAUCAUUUUAAAAGAGAUCCAAAGCUUUUCUCAUCGUUCAUGAAUCAGAUGGCAAAACAAGAUAGUAUCUGAUAGUAGCAGAAAUGAUAAAUGUUUUCGUCAAAUGUAGACAUGCAGGGAUUUGUCUGCUGUCUGUGUCAGACACGUCAAAAUGCUUUUUAGUAGCUGACAUGUUGGUGAUGCUUUUAAGCAGUUAUUCUGUGUACAUACGUUAUUCAUGGGUCUUAAGGAUUUUUCUCAUCUGCUUUUAUUGAUAAAUAACUUUUUAUGCCUUUAUUUUCCCAUACCAAGAUUAUGCCAAUAGUGUGCAUCCUCUCAAAAAAGAGCAAUUAUUUGCUGUACAGAAAAUGGACUGAGAGACAAAGAGAGAAUGAAACCUCAGCAAGAUGAUCGUCUAGAUGCAGUGCUAAAAUUUGUCCAAAAGUCUUAGUAACACCUACAAUGUUGAUGUUAUGCAUACAAAUGAAAAAUUAAGCAGCACUUAAUGUGAGGUUGAGGUCUGUAAGUGGAAGGUUUCAGUCAGUGUGAGGCUGAGGGGGGAAAAAAAGGCUCAUUUUCCUCAUUUUACUGCCUCCAUUUGUCAAUAAAGUCUGUUUUAAUGUGUUUGAGAAGUGCUGUGGAGAUAGAGCUGCAGUAAAAUUCUCAGAGUGAAUAAAGAUAAAGCCCUUAUAUGUCUGUAAAGUGUGUGAGUACACAACUGUCUGCACACUUCUUUUUGAUAUUUACUGCACACUCAGCAAGUUAGGAUGAUUGGCGUUCUAUGAAGUAGCUAAUCCGAGGGAGAUCAUUCAUCUGCAUUUGAUGAAAGUGUUGUUUUUGUAAGAAGAAGCUAACAUUUGCCCAACAACUGGAAUAAGAAGAUAGUCUUAACUCAGUAGAGUCCACUCUCUCCACUGAGUCCAUGCAAACACACACUCAUGUGGUGCAGAGACCCUGAUACAGACCCUGAGCUCUGUUCUCUCUCAUCAUAUUGCUUGCACUGUUUUAAAACUGAAAGGUUAGGCAUUAUAAAAUCUAUACUCAGAGGAAAUCAAAGCAUUUGAGUUGUGUGCUGAUGCUUUUGGAAAGCUGUGCUCCCAGCAGUGUUGGUCGCUGGUAUUAACCUGUUGUGUUGAUACCAGAGGCCGUCCGCUCAGCUGUGGAGCAUUUAGAGCUGCUGGGGGCUGUGGAGAGAAAGGAAGGCCAGGUCCUCCUCACCGCUCUGGGAAAGAAGAUGGCCAGCUUUCCUCUGGAGCCCAGAUACGCCAAGGUAAGAAGUGUUUGGGAAUGCAUACUAUUACAUAAGCUGAUGCUGCGUUGUGCUGCUUUUACAUAAUGUGACAGUCUGGAGCACCACAGGGGUCACAGGCACAACCCCGAGAGAAUUUGGUGUAACACUUUCCCCCUUCAUCUCACAGACCAUCCUCCUCUCCCCUGAAUUCUCCUGCUCGGAGGAGAUUCUCAGCAUCGUAUCUCUGCUCUCAGUGGACACUGUGCUGUAUAACCCUCCUGCCCGGCGGGAUGAGGUGCUCGCUGCACGCAAGAAGUUCAGCUCCAGCGAAGGAGACCACAUGACGCUGCUCAACAUUUACAGGGCAUUCAAGAAAGUUGGCGGCAAUAAGGUGAGUAAAGGUCAAGACAAUGGGAACAAAUAGACAUGACCAAGCAAUGAAUACAAAUAUAAUCCUGUUUUUUUGUCUUCGAAGGAGUGGUGUCGAGAAAACUUUGUCAACAGCAGGAACAUGGGUCUGGUGAAAGAAGUCCAGGCUCAACUGAGAGAUAUCUGCCUUAAGGUACAAAUCCAAAAAUACCUCAAUCACCAGAUUCAGUUUAUACACGAGGUUCUUCCUCUUGAAGUAGUUUUUAAAGAAGGAAAAUCACAGCUAUUAUGAGCCUAUAAAAAGAAACGUGGCUGCUGUUAUCUCGUUUCAUCAAAGCGUUUUUCAAAGUUUGGUCUGACUUUAUUUUUAUAAUUACAGUUACAUAACAGACUGCUGUGUCUGGACUGUGGUCAGGAAGCAUAGGAAGACUCCUCCGUUGCUCAAGGCUAUAGCUUUGUUAUACAGUAAUAUUUUUCUGUGGCAUUAUGCUUUAUCAGAGCAUGAGAAGACCGAGAGUAGAGAUAACAAAGCAGGCAUGCAGGAAGAAAGGCUGAAAUCAAGAAAAUCAAGGAUUUCUUGAUCUAUUUUAUGCAUUUUACUACAUUUAUAAAAAUAGUCUCUUUAAGUGAGGAAGAGUAAAAGGAGUGCAAUGCUAAAUUGGCAGAGCAGAGACUUUUUGAACACCUGAGCUCCUGGUGACCCCUCUGCACAACAUGCAUACCUAACAUAAGGCAUGCAUGUUGCAUCAUGGUAAGCAGUAGCGACUGCAGGGACACCAAGUGAGUGGCAGAAAGCACACAUAACCAGGUCAGGAGCAUGUUCUGUUCAGAGUUUGAGCUUCAGUUCAGCUGAAAACUGCCAUCUCAUCAUAAAUUACCUAUUUAUAGAAAUGCCUGUAUUAAUUCCAUGAACAAGGCCAUGUAGUGAGAGUAACACACAUACAGUGCAUCCAGAAAGUAUUCAUACCACUUCACUUUUUCCACAUUUUGUUAUGUUACAGCCUUAUUCCAAAAUGGAUUAAAUUCCUUUUUUCCCUCAAAAAUUCUACACAAAAUAUCCCAUAAUGACAAAGCGAAAAACUUUUUUUAGAACAUUUUGCAAAUUUAUUAAAAAUAAGACACUCAAAUGUUGAAUAUACAUAAGUAUUUACACCCUUUGCUAUAAAACUCAAAAUUGAGCUCAGGUGCAUCCUGUUUCCACUUAUCAGCCUUGAAAUGUUCCUCCAACUUGAUUGCAGUCCACCUGUGGCAAAUUCAGCUGAUUGGACAUCAUUUGGAAAGCCACACCUGUCUAUAUAAGGUCCCACAGCUGACAGAGCACGUCAGAGCACAAACCAAGCCAUGAAAUCGAAAGAAUUGUCUGUAGACCUCCGAAACAGGGUUGUAUUGGCGCACAGAUCUGGGGAAGGUUACAGAAAAAUAUCUGCUGCAUUGAAGAUCCCAAAAAGCACAGUGGAAGACGUUUGGAACCACCAGGACUCUUCUUAGAGCUCCAGCGUUCCUCUGAGGAGAUGGGAGAACCCUACAGAAGGACCACCAUCUCUGCAGCACUCCACCAGUCAGGCAUUUAUGGUAGAGUGGCCAGACAGAAGCCACUCCUCAGUAAAAAGCACAUGAAAUGAAGAUCGAACUCUUUAGCCUGAAUGCCAAGCAUCAUGUCUGGAGGAAACCAGGGACCGCUCAAAUCAAAUCAAAUUUUUUAUGAAGCACUUUUAUAACAACCAUCGUUGACUAAAGUGCUGCAGAAUAAAUUGUUCUUAAACAAGAAGUAAGCAAAACAUAAGAAAGCUAAAAACCAACAAUGACAAAUAGUUUGAAGAAAGAAAAGAGAUGGAUAUUGAAAAGUUCUGUGUUGACUGUUAAACCUGACGUUUUAUACAAACAGAUGCGGCUGAAAAGUAUCUGAGCCAGCUUUACUUUUCACUAUUGAACCAAACAAGUCCACCAUUUCAUCACACUGCAAUGUUUUUCUAUUCGCGUUUAGGCGUGACAGUUGAUCACACGUUGAACUCCUACUUACUACAUCACACAGCUGUCUAAUCCUGCUGGUGUCAAGAGGCUGAAGACCAGCUUGACUCCACACCAGUUUGUACAUCUCGCUGAAUGUGUGCUCUUAAAGUUGUGCAACUGAAUUUACUUGUACUUAUAUUCAUCAAGUUCCCUGCUUUAAGUUAUCUGAAGCCAGUCUGCUCCCUUUUAUCUGCACCCAUUCACAGCUGUAUUUCUUUGAUAUUUACUUUACUUAAAGUGUGAGGUGAUGCAAAACGACCAAGACAAUCCACCCCCAGCAGCUGAGUGGUGGUAUUUUUGUUUUUGUGAUUAAAAGUAUAGACUGCAGCCUGUUUGAAGGAAUAAAUCAAGUGUCCUGCUCUUGUUUUAACAGCUAAAUUUAAAACUGGAGUCAUGUGGGGCGGACACAGGGAAUGUACGCCGCUGCCUUGCUCAUGGGAUGUUUGUCAAUGCGGCAGAGCUUCAACCUGAUGGCAGCUACAUAGCUCUGGACACCCACCAGCCUGUGGCCAUCCACCCCUCGUCUGUCCUUUUCCAGGCCAAACCAGCUUAUGUCAUCUUCAAUGAGCUGCUGCACACAUCCCGCUGCUACAUGAGAGACCUGUGUUUGGUGGACGCUGACUGGCUGCUGGACGCAGCGCCAGAAUACUUUGGACGCAAACUCCACCUAACCAAGAGCUAACCGAGAGUGAGACUGGACUGACGUCAAACUCUGCAAGGACAAAUCACCAAGAGACGAAUUAAAAAACUGGAAAAUGUAUUCUGAAUUUGGAUGAAGACUCUUAAUUUUAAACAAGUGCAAAUCACACCUGAACACUUUCUGCACAGUUAACUUCUCUGGAUCUCACUACCUCUCAGCUGACAAGCUUUUGGCAUGUGUCACUGCAGCAGAAAUCUGCAACUUGAGGCCUCACAACUUUCACAUUUUAUAAAGUAUCUCUCUUCUGCCUGACAGUAUUUUGUCUUGAAAUUUUGUGGCCUGUUUAACACCUUAAAAAACAGUCUUUUUGACAUGUCAUGCAUCAAUUUUCUCAACAUUUGCAUGUAUUUUAACGCCGCGGAUGAAGUCACAGACUUCAAAUAAGCAUAGUUUCAGGCUGAUAUUAGUUAUAUUUAUUCUUAGAACUCAAAUCAGGCAUGCUACAGUAACAUUCCUCCCUAUAUUGAUUUAAAGGAAGAAACUUGAUUUUAAAGCUACACAGAUGAGCAAACUAUAGUAGAAGCUGUAGUUGUUAACUAUCCAAUUCACGUUCUCUGAAUGGACCUUAGAAAAGCAGCCUUGAUUAUUAGCAAAUGUAGGUUUUUUUGGUUAAUACACAGUAGUGUUUUUAUAUGAAAGGACAGUAAAUUUGUCUUAAUCCAUGAAAAAAAAAAAUAUUUAAAAAACAAGAAUCACAAAAGCCAGUGUAAAAAUGAUGGUUUACAUGUUACAGUGACAUGGUUUCACUUUAAAAGUUUCUUUACUCAUCUCGUUUGCCUGUGCAUGCCUUUUUUCACGUCUAUGAUUGUAACACCAGGUCCUAGUACAUGCAUAUCAGGAGAAGUCGCAUGCAUUACUCUCCAGGUUUUACUCUUCGCUGUUGUAUGUUAUUCAGUCACUACACAGACCGACCAUCAAUGUAUGCUGAUGACAAACGUAUGCAAUGCACGCAGAUAAGAGUAAAUGAUCUGACCUCUCAGGUCUUUCAUAUUUUGUAGAUUCAAUACCACACAGAUGACUAAGGUUAUUGCUCCUCUGUUUUUUUUACACUUGACUCAGGAUUGUACAAUACUUAAUGUAACCUGAAUAAAUUACAUAAAGAAUUUAUAACUUUUGAAAACACCAAAAACAUUUGCUGUUGAGGAAUGUCACACUUUAUUACAAAAUGGUUGUAUGUUCAGCGUUUGGAUCUCUUAGCUAUGAUACUGCACAUGAUCUUUAUGAGUUGUUUUGUAUUUUAUUGUAAAAAUAGUACACCAUUAGAGAUCUGCAUGUCAUGAAAUUUGGAUAAUGAAACACACGCCUUUAAAUACAUUUAGUUUAAAUAUACUCUCUUUGAUUUGUAGAAAUUCUUACAUAACCAGUAUUGGUCAAAUUUUAAUAAAAGCUAUUCACUAUCCUUCAGUUUAAGUAGGUACUUACAUAGAAAACAAAGCCAAAUGGGGGUAAAAAAAAACUUUGAUUUCUUUUACAGUCUUGUAGAGUAGAUAAGGUAGACGGAUGUAGUGUUUGUAAGUUAGUUAGGUUAACUGUUAAGAAAAUAAUUAACUGAUCUGUUUUAUUAAUAAUACCUUGGAAAUAAAUGUUCCUCAUUAUCUUCAUUUCCCUUAAGUGGGCACAGACAGAUGCUGUUAUUUUUGAUAGUUUUCCAACCAUUGUGAGGUAGUCUAAAAAAAUACACAGCCUACCCUGUAAUACUGAAAUAAAUGUGCUUAUUUAUAA